Molecule: messenger RNA, 1315 nt
Organism: Fukomys damarensis (Damara mole-rat)
Lineage: Eukaryota; Metazoa; Chordata; Mammalia; Rodentia; Bathyergidae
Gene: Batf2
Product: basic leucine zipper ATF-like transcription factor 2
Biological process (GO): regulation of transcription by RNA polymerase II
Cellular component (GO): nucleus
Molecular function (GO): DNA-binding transcription factor activity, RNA polymerase II-specific; RNA polymerase II cis-regulatory region sequence-specific DNA binding
Source: RefSeq, a predicted model, not a curated record
GAUUCGGAGCAGCCGGUGGCUUUAGGAGAAACUGAAACUGGGCUUGCCGGGGGCGGAGUGGUCACUGGGGUUUAAAGAGCCACCACUUCCUUGGCUUCCCAGAGGGCACUGGGAGGUCACAGCUGCCGAGGGACCUUGGGGAUCUGCGGGACUCUCUGUUCCUCCCGCUUGAGCCAUGCACCUCUGCCAGGGAGACGCACUGCUGGCCGGAACGGACCCCAAGGAGUGUCAGAAGCAGCUGAAAAAGAAACAGAAGAACCGGGCAGCUGCCCAGCGCAGCCGGCAGAAGCACACGGAUAGAGCAGAUGCCCUGCACCAGCAGCACGAGUCCCUGGAGAAACACAACCAGGCCCUGCGGAAGGAGAUCCAGGGCCUGAAGGCUGAGCUGGCUCAGUGGAGUCAGACCCUGCACCUGCAUGAGCACCUGUGCCCCAGGGUCUGUACCCCUGGCCUGGCUCCUGAGCCCCCCGACUGCUGGGGUCAGGCCAGGUGGCUCUUGGGACAGCUUGCUCCCCAGGGACAGCACAGCUGCCAGGAGCAGCCAGGUCUCUUCCAGACUCCAGUCUCCUGUCUGCCAGUCCAGCAACCGCACCCAGAUCCACAGCCUCAGGAUCCCUGCGGCUUCCUCCCAACCCCUCUGUCCUUGCUGUCUCUCAGCCCUGCUGUGGGGACCCUACCUCCUGCUCAGACAUCCCCCAGCCAGCUGGGCUCUCCCUCCAAGUUCAGUGGCCUCUUGCCAAGCCCCCCCCAGGCUGCCCCUCCACAGCCCCUUGGGCAGGUGUCCCCCGGCAGGGGGGAGCUAGGGUCCUCUCUAGGGCCUGAAUAUCUGCAAAGCAGGGAGCAUAAGCCUGGUCCGUUGGCGGCAGAUUGGUCCGGGUUGGCCUUGGAUCCCAGACAACAGGCUCUGAAGGCCUUCCCGCUGCUGGCCUCAGCUGGGGUCCUCUUCUGACCUGGGCCCGGAGUGUGGCUGCCCCACCUCAGGCUCAGGAAGCAGUCACCACACACCAGCCUCUGCUGCCCUGCUGCCACCCUUCCUGAAGACCAACCGGCCCACGGUUUCACUGGAGAAAGGAAGCUGCCGUUGACUGCCUGCUGUGGUAGCCUCUGUCACUGCCACUAUCUUACUGCAACCCCACAGUCACCCUGCACAAUUGCGAUUAAAACUUUGCUUUUUCAGAGAAGCCAUGUGGUAUGUCCAGUCACGCAGCCUUUCUUUUCAUUAUUAUUUUUCACACAGCCUUCAUGGGGCCUCAAGCAUGACCCCCUCGCUCCUCUGUCCUCUGGCGGGAGUCUGGUCUGCAAGCCUGAGGGGCCG